GCGAAAAAAAAAAAGGAAAAAAGACUCAUCCCUUCCUCACCCUUUUCUCCUUUCUUCUCCUAAUGUCUUUGAAGCCAUGAGAGAAGCAAUGAAGAUAUUCUUUAUCAUAGUCAUAGCCAUGGCUUUAGCUGUUAAGAGUUACAGUACUGAGGAUCAUUCUAUGUUUGCAAGGAAAUUCAUUUCCGCGAAAAGGGUAAGUCGAUUUCUUGCUGAUGAGAAGAACCCAAGAGCUUCAGACCAUUGCCACAAAGACAAUGAUGUAUGCUAUGAAGAUGGGAGUGAAGAAACUACUUGCUGCAACAACAAAUGUGUGGACUUGAAGAAUGACUCCAAGAACUGUGGAUCCUGCAAGAAUAAGUGCAAAUAUACUUACACAUGUUGUGAUGGUGAGUGUGUGGAUCUGUCUUUCGACAAGAGGCAUUGUGGAGAAUGCGACAAGAAGUGUAUGACUGGAGGCUACUGUAUAUAUGGGACGUGCGAUUACGCUUAAAACCUUUUGUGGAUCUCUCCGCUUACUGUUAUGAGAUUCGUCAUUCAUUUGGUAUAGAAUAAAAGACCACUUAUAACGACUGUGUGGUAAUAAAAUUCAUAUAAACUAUGACUAGUUCAUGAUUUACAUAUG
Molecule: messenger RNA, 622 nt
Organism: Macadamia integrifolia
Lineage: Eukaryota; Viridiplantae; Streptophyta; Magnoliopsida; Proteales; Proteaceae
Product: stigma-specific STIG1-like protein 3
Exons: 1
Coding region: 77-490 (137 amino acids)
Source: RefSeq, a predicted model, not a curated record